AUGGACGUGGGGCCGAGCAAGCGGACGAGAGUCGUGAAUGGGUGCCAGGCUUGUAGAUCCCGACAUGUCAAAUGUGAGCCCAGUGACAAAUUCCAGAUUUUUGCAGGACUUGUACUGAAGUUCCCAGGUGAUGACAGGGUCCCUUCCUGCGAAUCUUGCACCAAAGACGGUAUCGCAUGUGUGCGGGCGACGAAUGUCCGCUUCCGAGGCAUCAAUAAGUCUAUCUCAGGGACCUUUGCAUUCCCCGAGGACCAAACCUGGGUUCAGGUCGAUAGACGGUUGACAUACCUGGACGAGACGACUAGAGUCAUCAGAUGCUGCAACGCCGGCAAGCGGAAGCCACAAUCGUGCUCUACCGUUGGUGACCUUGAGGACAGAGACUUCUACGACUCAUGGCUCACCCGAAACAACAUCUUCUCGAUCAUACUCUACAAUCUACCCCCUCUCCGUGACUUCAGGACCUCAGCACACGUGCCCCGGCGAGCGUUCUACCACGCGACCCUGCGUUACGCCAUAUUCGCCUUCUCCUCGCGCCACAUCAAUAGGCAUCGACGCGGGCAGGAAUCUACUGAGGCCCUGGAGUAUUAUGACAAGUGUCUGAAUCUCCUCAUACCAGCCAUAUCUAAUCCUAACCACCAUGUUACAGAGGAGGUCUUUGCCGCAGUGGCUAUACUUCGACAAUACGAGGAGAUGGACUCUGAGGAUCGUGGACUCCAUCUCACGGGAACGACACGCAUUGUCAAUUCGAUGCGUGGCUGGGGAUUUACACCGGGCCUGAGAGAGGCAUCGUCCUGGCUUUGUCUGCGCCAAGACAUAUAUAUAUCCAUGGUUCAAGAGUCACCGCUCAAGACGGAUCUCGACGCUUUCCUGCAGUCAGACAUCUACACCCGGAGCGAUGAUACAGCUUAUGCUGCCAGGAUAGUUGUGAUUGUGGCUCGCAUUCUGAUCGGCACGUCCGCCGAAGACCUCGACUCGAGAACACGUGUAUUGAAUGAGGCACGUGCAGAGCUUGAAGAGUGGUACGACUCGAAGCCGUCGACAUUCACCCCAACUUGGUCUGGAUCGGGGAAUGGCGACCCAGGGAGACUUCCUGAGAUAUGGAUGCUUCUUCCAUGUCAUGCUAUCAUUCUCUUCGCACUUUCGGAGCCAGCGACCCAGAAGUCAGGCUACAAUGGUCUGCGAGAGAAUAGACGUAGAGAGAGAAAGGCUGACCAAUUUGGGAGCAUCCAGGGCGUUGUACGAAAGAAUUUACGAACCAUCGUCGGCCUAGCGAAUUCCAAUCAGGGCGCAGAAAAUCUUCUUUUCAUGGCGAGACAUGCCCUGUCUGUCUGGGGCGGAGUCCUUGUCGACAAGGCAGACCAGGAGGCUGUCAAAACAUUCCUCCGUCACAUGCAGCAGACCACGUCAUGGAACACAGAGCCGAUGAUCGCUUCGUUGCAAGAGCAAUGGGACGAAUUUUGA
This is a messenger RNA of Diaporthe amygdali, 1461 nucleotides long. RefSeq lists its product as uncharacterized. Gene Ontology annotation, biological process: positive regulation of transcription by RNA polymerase II. Bases 1 to 1461 code for a protein of 486 amino acids. The transcript is spliced from 10 exons. The record is from RefSeq and is a predicted model, not a curated record. Gene Ontology annotation, cellular component: nucleus. Gene Ontology annotation, molecular function: transcription cis-regulatory region binding; zinc ion binding; DNA-binding transcription factor activity, RNA polymerase II-specific. Lineage: Eukaryota; Fungi; Ascomycota; Sordariomycetes; Diaporthales; Diaporthaceae.